Messenger RNA from Ogataea philodendri, 822 nucleotides. RefSeq lists its product as uncharacterized. Gene Ontology annotation, biological process: regulation of DNA-templated transcription. Bases 1 to 822 code for a protein of 273 amino acids. Gene Ontology annotation, molecular function: DNA-binding transcription factor activity, RNA polymerase II-specific; RNA polymerase II cis-regulatory region sequence-specific DNA binding. NCBI's taxonomy places the organism in Eukaryota, Fungi, Ascomycota, Pichiomycetes, Pichiales, Pichiaceae. The transcript has a single exon. The record is from RefSeq and is a predicted model, not a curated record.
AUGUUGAUGAUGUCUGCCAACAAACCUCAACAGGAUAACUUGAAUCCAAACAUCCAGCAUCUUACACAUUCCAGCGCGUCUCCCGAUGGUUCCUCGCAGAAGGUGAAACUUCCGAGCAUCAACAAGCUGUUUCCGAGCGUCGACGCGCCUCCGGCCAAGACUGUGUUUCCAAACCAGCAACAGUAUAUUCCCACAACAACAAUCGUGCCGCAUCCUUUUGCAGCCGGCCAGUUCUCGCCCUCGCCAGUGCGCACCAUCUCGCCGCCCGUGGUGCCCGACAUGGGUCAGCCGCCUGUUCAGCCUGUGGUAUUUGGACCUGCUCCCGUGUAUCCGGUCCCCCCUGUGCAGCCCGUGCAGUCGUUUGUGCCGGUCUCGAUCCCCAUGCAGCUGUCCGAGUCGGUCGACUCCGCCAUAGGCACUUCUGGAGCUCGCCGGUCCGCCUCUCAGGAGAGUCGGUUCAAAUGCGACAAGUGCCACAAAUCCUACACACGCAAACACAAUCUGAUCUCGCACAAGCUUUCUGUGCAUGAGAAGGAGAAACUCUUCAGCUGUACCGAGUGCCAGGUGAAAUUCAGCCGGUCGUCUGACCUGUCGCGCCACACUAAAGAACAACACUCUUCAAACGUGAAACCGUUCAUUUGCGGUGGGAUAAAUCCGGACGGCACCUCGUGGGGUUGCGGAAAACAGUUCUACCGCAAAGACCAGCUGAAAAGUCAUCUCAGCACAAACAAGGCGGAAUUCAAGUGUCUCAAGAAGAAUUUUCCCAUCAUGAUGCCCCUCCCGCCGUCCUCGGGUGAAGAAAGACCACCCAUGUACGGGUAA